GUGAGCAGUACAUUGGUCAAUCGCUAUGGAAGCCGACCAAUAGUUAUCCUGGGCGGUCUGAUGUGUGGGGCCUCCAUGGUAGCUGCUUCCUUUGGAAACACCAUCAUUUACCUCUACUUAUGCAUUGGUGUCAUUGCCGGUCGGGUCGCGGGGGAAGUAGCUUCAGCAAGGAUACCCAGACUUCCCUUUCGCCAGCCACUUAUUCCAGCUCUUCCGGAGGGAUCCCGGGGCGUUCCCAAGCCAGCCGAGAGACAUAGUCUCUCCAGUGUGUCCAAGGUCGUCCUCAGGGUCUCUCUCCGGUGGGACAUGCCCGGAACACUCAGCAGGGAGGCGUCCAGGAGGCAUACAAAUCAGAUGCCCCAGCCACGUCAUCUGGCUCCUCUCAAUGCGGAGGAGUAGCGGCUCAACACUCAGCCCCUCCCGGAUGACCGAGCUUCUCACGCUAUCUCUAAGGGAGAGCCCGGACACCCUGCGGAGGAAACUCAUUUCAACCGUUUGUAUGUGGGAUCUUGUUCUUUCAGUCACGACCCACAGCACAAGCCUAAAGAUGAGGGUAUGAACAUAGAUUGACUGGUAAAUUGAGAGCUUCCCCUUUCGACUUAGCUCCCUCUUUACCACAACGGACCGAUACAAAGUCCACAUCACUGCAGACGCUGCAGCGAUCCAUCUGUUGAUAUCCCUCAAUCAUGAACAAGACCCCAAGAUACUUGAACUCCUCCACUUGGGGAAGGAUCUCAUCCCAGACCUGGAGAGAGCACGCCACCCAUUUCCAACUGAGGACUAUAGUCUCAGAUUUGAAGGUGCUGAUUCUCAUCCCAGCCGCUUCACACUCUGCUGCGUAUCGCUCCAGUGACAGCUGGAGAUCACGGCUUGAUGAAGCCAACAGAACCACAUCUUCUGCAAAGAACAGAGAUGGGAUGCUGAGGCCACCGAAUCAGAUACGCUCUACGCCUCGGGUCAGUCUAGAAAUUCUGCCAAAAUCAAAACAGACAAAAUUGGUGACAAAGGGCAGCUUUGGUAGAGUCCAACUGUCACCGGAAACGAGUCCGACUUAUUCCCGGCAAUGCGGAACAAACUCUGACAGCUGUAGUACAGGGACCAAACAGCUCGUAUCAGAGGGUUCGGUACCCCAUACUCCCGAAGAACUCCCCACAAGACUCCCCGAGGGAGACGGUCGAAUCCCUUCUCCAAGUCCACAAAACAUAUGUAGACUGUUUGGGCGAACUCCUAUGUACCCUCGAGGAUCUGCCGUAGAUGUAGAGCUGGUUCACUGUUCCAGGGCCACAGGCACUGUCUCCAAUGUCCAUGUGAUGUUGCAGAGGCGUGUUAACCAGGACAGCCCCACAACAUUUAGGAACCCCGGGCGAAUCUCAUCCACGCCCGCGGGCCUGCCACCAAAGAGCUUUUUAACCACCUUGGUGACCUCAACCCUAGAGAUAGAAGAGCCCGCCUCAGACCACCCAGACUCAGCUUCCUCAUAGGAAGGCGUGUUGAAGGAAUUGAGGAGGUCUUCAAAGUAUUCUCCCCACCGACUCAAAACAUCCCGAGUUCAGGUCAGCAGCACUUCGCCCCCACUAUACACAGUGUUGACGGUGCACUGCUUCCCCUUACUGAGACGCCGGACGGUGGACCAGAAUUUCCUCGAAGCUGUCCUGAGGUCGUUCUCCAUGCCCUAACCAAACUCCUCCUACACCCGGAUUUUUGCCUCAGCGACUACCGAAGCUGCAUUCCGCUUGGCCAGCCAAUACCGAUCAACUGGCUUCGGAGUCCCACAGGUCAGAAAUGCCCGAUAGCACUCUUUCUUCAGCUUGACAGCAUCCCUCACUUUUGGUGUCCACCAACGUGUUCGUGGGUUGCCGCUACGAUAGGCACUGACCACCUUACGGCCACAGCUCUGUUCGGCUGCCUCAGCAAUGGAGGUGCUAAACAUCGUCAACUCGGACUCAAUGUCCCCCGCCUCCUCUGGGACGUGAGCAAACUUCUUUCGGAGGUGGGAAUUGAAAUUCCUUCUGACAGGGGAAUCUGCCAGCCGUUCCCAGCAGACCCUCAAUACGUUUGGGCCUGGCCCAUCGGACUGGCAUCUUCCCCCACCAUCAGAGCCAACUCACCACCAGGUGGUGAUCAUUGAACAGCUCCAGCCCUCUCUUCACCCAAGUGUCCAAGACAUGCUGUCGCAAGUCCGAUGACAUGACCACAAGGUCGAUCAUCGAACUGCAACCCAGGGUGUCCUGGUACCAAGUGGACAUGUGAACACUCUUAUGCCUGAACAUUGUGUUUGUUAUGGACAAUCUGUGAUGAGCACAGAAGUCCAGGUGCAGGUCCAGGUCCAGGACCUGUUUGUCAUUGGUGACCCUACAAGGGGCAUGAAGCCCCAGACAACCCCAGCUCCUAGGAUCAUCGGCUGCGGCCUCGCCUUAAACCUGAAUGCAUCUCUCACCAUCAUCAGCAAGUACUUUCUGGCCAAGCGUCCUUUAGCCAAUGGUCUGGCAAUGGCAGGGAGUCCUGUGUUUUUGUGCUUCCUCGCCCCUCUUAAUCAAUAUCUCCAGGACAAGUUUGGAUGGAGGGGAGGUCUUCUUAUCCUAGGGGCUUUGAUGCUAAACAGUUGUGUUGCUGGGGCCUUGAUGAGACCUCUUGGUUCCUGUAGUUCAUCAUCUCGUGCACAACAGAAAAAGUUUGAAGAACAGUCAAAUAACGGAAACAACAAGCAAUGGAGAAAAAGCUGUGGAAGUCGUUUCAAGAAAAUAUUAGCUUGGUCCUUCUUCAAAGAUCGAGGCUUUGUAAUUUACCUCAUUGGGAACAUAAUGUUCAUUUUUGGUGCCUAUGCGCCUAUUGUCUUCCUGUCAGCCUAUGCUGUUACUCAUGGUGUCGACCAAUACUCAGCAUCAUAUCUACUCUCCAUUAUGGGUUUUGUGGACAUGAUUGUUCGGCCUGGCACCGGCCUGAUUGCCAAUAGCAAGUGGAUCAGACCGAGAGUUCAAUACUUUUUCAGCUUUGCCAUGGUUUUCAAUGGCAUGUGCCACUUACUAUGCCCACUGAUCACAAACUAUACCUUCUUGGUGGUCUAUGCUGUUUUUUUUGGUGUGGGUUUCGGAAUGGUUUUUGCCCUCAUAUUUGAGUGCCUGAUGGAUCUGAUGGGAAAUCAACGCUUCCCGAGUGCUGUUGGACUGGUCACUAUCAUUGAGUGUGUCCCCAUGCUGCUUGGACCACCCACUGCAGCGUUGCUGGUGGAUAUAUUUGGUGACUACAAGUACCUCUUCUUCUUGUGUGGUGGAGUGAUUGUUACUGGUGGGAUCUUCCUUUUCAUCAUGAACAUUUACAACUAUCACAUGCUGGAAAAAGAGAGUGGUAGACAACCAAAUCCUAAUCAUAUACAAGUCGUAGACCAGGGUGAGAUGCUUAACACACUCAAUCACAGUUUUCUUAAAAAGGAGUAUGCAGUGCCUGACAUUAAAGAUGGGAGUGAGCCAGCGAUGUGUUGAAGGAGUCAAGUCGCUCCACUUCAUUUUUUUUCUUAUUUGCAUGGCCCCAAUGCAUCAGAGAGAGGUUUAUUUCAUGUCCAAUGAGCAAUUUUUAGCCAGACAAUUGAAAAUCCGAAUACACUCAGGAGGAUUAAUUCACUCUCCACAUGUCUUUAAAAGACCCGAUUUGUCAUGAAAAAUGGAUUUCACAGGUGCAAAGGAAAAGGAGCACUGUUAGCGGUGGCACGGGCCGCCGUUUACCCUGACACGAAGAUGGGUCAAGCGGGGAUGCGGGCGGCCAUGUGAAAGGAGCUCCCCCCCCACCGGCGUGAGAGCAACCCUGACAUAUUUACUUCACCCGGCAUGGGUCCUCCUGAGUAUGCCACAUGCACAAGACUUGUAAAAAUUUUAGGAAUUUGAACAGUUAUGGACCAGUCAUUUUUAAUAUUUCAUCGGGUUUCUCGUCCUCCAAGUCUGUCUGUUGGGGAGUCUUUUGUUAGUUAGAAGUGAUGCGCAUAUCGUCUAAAUAUAGCUCAGAACGAUAUGGUAAAAUAGCCGGAGUCGCUUCACUCGCUUCUGAGAUGUUCUCUUCCUCAAAAAGAGCUUCAGUGUCAGAAGGGGUGUCAUAAAAAUCCAAAAAUAGCUUUUUCAUCAGCCAUUGCAUUUGCAACGCGUGUUGUCAGUGGCGACUGCCCCAGUAUAAUGCCUGCUUGUGACGUCACAUGACGCCACAGACAAUGUGUCCCACCACUGUGAUGUCGAGUCAUACUUUUGCAACUUUGCGCUUUAAUAAAACGCUCCCAGCUCACUUUUUCUGACUCGUAUUAUCAUGCUUAAUAUUACAUGUAGUUUUGAUAACAAUGCCCAUUUUAAAACGUAUAUUUUGGUGUCAGUGGCACUUUAAAUUAAUUUAAACCCUUCUCCUAAACCUCUAGCCUUACUGCCUUUCCACCUUCUCUUUUGGAUGCAUAAUAAAUCAACCUUUGUUCUACAGUGAAGAAAAUAAGUAUUUGAACAGCAAGUUCACCCACUUAGAAAUCAUGGAGGGGUCUGAAAUUUACAUCAAAGGUGCAUCUCCACUGUGGGAGAGGUAAUCUAAAAAUAAAAAUCCAGAAAUCACAUUGUAUGAUUAUUUUUUUUAACGAUUUAUUUGUGUUAUACAACUGCAAAUAAGUAUUUGAACACCUGAGAAAACCAAUGUUGAUAUUUGGUACAGUAGCCUUUGUCUGCAGUUACAGAGGUCAAACAAUUCCUGGAGUUCUUCACCAGGUUUGCACACACUGCAGGAGGGAUUUUGGCCAUCUCCUCCACACAGAUCUUCUCUGGAUCAGACAGGUUUCUGGGCUGUCUCCCUCCAAAGAUUUUCUAUUGGGUUUAGGUCUGGAGACUGGCGAGGCCAUGCCAGAACAUUGAUAUGCUUCUUACGGAGCCAGUCCUUGGUUUUCCUGGCUGUGUGCUUUGGGUCAUUGUCAUGUUGAAAGACCCAACCACGACCCAUCUUCAGUGCUCUGACUGAGGGAAAGAGGUUUUUCCCCAAAAUCUCACAAUACAUGGCCGCGGUCAUCCUCUCAAUACAGUGCAGUUGUCCUGUCCCAUGUGCAGAAAAACACCACCAAGGCAUGAUGCUACUACCCCCAUGCUUUACAGUAUGGUUGGUGUUCUUGGGAUGGAACUCAUCAUUCGUCUUCCUCCAAACAUGGUUAGUGGAAUUAUGAACAAAAAGUUCCAUUUUGGUCUCAUCUAACCACAAAACUUUUUCCCAUGACUCCUGUGUAUCAUCCAAAUGGUCAAUGGCCAACUUAAGACGGGCCUUGACAUGUGCUGGUUUAAGCAGGGGAACCUUCCAUGCCAUGCAUGAUGUCAAAUCAUGAUUUCUUAGUGUAUUACCAACAGUCACCUUGGAAACGGUAGUCCCAGCUCUUUUCAGGUCAUUGAUCAAGUCCUGUCGUGUAGUCCUGGGCUGAUUCCUCACCUUUCUAAGGAUCAUUUAGACCCCAUGAGGUGAUAUCUUGCAUGGGCCUCCACUCCGAUUGAGAUUGACUGUCAUGUUUAGGUUCUUCUAUUUUCUAAUGAUUGCUCCAACAGUGGACCUUUUUUUCACCAAGCUGCAUGGCAAUUUCUCCGUAGCCCUUUCCAGCCAAUUUUGUCUCCUGGUGUCUUUGGACAGCUCUUUGGUCUCGGCCAUGUUAUCAGUUUGAGUCUUAUUGAUUGUAUGGGGUGGACAAGUGCCUUUAUGCAGCUAACGACCUCACACAGGUGCAUCUGAUUCAGGAUAAUACAUGGAGUGUAGGUGGACUUUUAAAGGUGGGCUAACAGGUCUUUGAAGGUCAGAAUUCUAGCUGAUUAGACAGGUGUUUGCAGCUGUAUCACAGAAAUAAAUCGUUAAAAAAUGCAUACAUUGUGAUUUCUGGAUUGGACAUGCACCUGUGAUGAAAAUGUCAGACCCCUCCAUGAUUUCUAAGUGGGGGAACUUGCAAUAUAGCAGGGUGUUCAAAUACUUAUUUUCUUCACUGUAUCAUCAUGUCAACCAACUCCUGAGCUUCAUAGUCCACACAUUUAAAGUCUGUCAUUUCCUCUUCUCUUUCGCUGAAAAACACUCUAUCCGCCACUCCUCCAUCCUCUAACCGCAGUAGCCCUGCAGUAGCCCGGCAGGUUAACGGUGCCGGGGGGACAUUGUUAACCUGGUCAUGUUUUAGGCCGAAUGCCCCACUUGACGCAACCCUCUGCGUUUAUCCAGGUUUGGGACUGGCAUACAGCACACCCCCAUUGGAAUCUCUUAGAGUAGUGAAAAGAAAAGAAAAUCACUGAUCCUCUUUUUCCAUAUUGAGCAUUCAUAAAAUAGCGAUUGAAUAGAUAAUAAUUGAUACUGUCUAUCGCCCAGCACUACUUGUAAUAUAUGUUUGCCAAUGCCGCUGCACUGUUGUGAAAAUGAGGGCAGGUAUAACAUUAUAUUUUUGUUUGUUUACAUUCCCUAGUUUAUCAAACAACAGUAUUUAUUUUGUUUUUGUUAAAUAAUUUUUUUAUUUUUUUUUUACAUCCAAAAAACAUGGCAAAAGCUAGAAAGGAUGAGAAUUUCAGUCAGCUUGUCUUUGUGAGACAUUCCAUUUACAUGGAAUACAUCAUUGUAGUGUGAGGCUCAGUAAACCUAGAAACACCUUAAUUUUUCAUAUUUGAGACUAAAAUGGUGCUUAAGUUGAAACGACUCUUUUGCCAAACUUUUUUUUUAACCUUUGAAUGCCUUCAUACUGGUAAAAAGUACUGUUUUUAAAGAAUCCCUGGAAGUCAAGAUUGGUCCUUCCCACAAAUCCCUCAAGACCUAUUGGGAAACGUACAGUAUAAUGUAUAAUUUGUUCACGAUGGAGCAUGUGUAAUGUGUCUUUCCUGAAUUCCAUUAAUCCAAAACAAAGCACACAGAAACAACCACUUGAUUGCUCUCUCGACAUUGUGCUUUCGAAGGUUCUCAGCAGUACAGCUCAUCUUCUCGUAGUUAAAGUUUAGUAUGUUCUGAGCUGGAAUGACUGAUCCAGUAUUUGCCAAGGAAGUAAGCUAUUUUGUUACAAGCUAAACACUUAAAAACAUCUCUUUUUGACAUGGUCUCCGUGAUGAAUGAAUGAUGGUUAAUAGUUUUGUUUUCAAUGUCACACUGGAUUUUGUAUACAUUAAUAAGAAAUGUCUAUGGAUUUUAGGAUAAAUUCCAUCUACUGAAUAAGACCUGACAGGAGGGUGAAGAAUAACGGGGGGGAAAAAAAACUAAAUUGUCAAUAACUGUCAUCCAAAUUGCUUUACAUUUUUGUUUUAUACAUGAUCCAUGGUGUCAGACACGCUUGGGUGGCACAGCAAAAUGAGCAGAUGGUUCACUGAACAUUAGCUAAUAAAUAAUCUGUCUCCAGACUGCUGCAUAUGUCGCUUAAACCUGGCAGGAGAUGGAAUAUGUGGUCAUGUCAUUUGUGAUUUGGAUUUUAUUGAUUGCUCAUGCUUUUCUUAACAUGCAUGAAUUUGGCCACAUACGUUCCUUUAUGUUAUGUUGCUAUGUCCUCACAUCAUUGUAUUGAGCCCUCCUCCAAUUUGUGAGAGUGUUUCCAAACAUAACUUGAAUGUGUUUGGGAAUCUGUACUUGUUAAAUGACUGUAUGCUGCCGAUAAAGGAAUAUUGUGAAUAAAUACAAAGUCGAUGUCAUGUUAUCUAGUGUAACUUUUUAAUUCUGCUAGCAACCAUUAUAUAAAUGAUUCCAUCAGUAACUUGAAAUGGAUUUGACUGAAUGCCUUUGUCGGUUUGCAAAACAGCUCAAUUAAAAGGAAUCGUUACCAUUAGUUGUAAAAUUCUUGUGCGAUUCAUAUA
Messenger RNA from Syngnathoides biaculeatus (alligator pipefish), 7796 nucleotides. Its product is annotated as monocarboxylate transporter 2-like. The record is from RefSeq and is a predicted model, not a curated record. Gene Ontology annotation, molecular function: monocarboxylic acid transmembrane transporter activity. Gene Ontology annotation, biological process: monocarboxylic acid transport; transmembrane transport. Gene Ontology annotation, cellular component: membrane. Bases 2259 to 3479 code for a protein of 406 amino acids. The transcript is spliced from 4 exons. NCBI's taxonomy places the organism in Eukaryota, Metazoa, Chordata, Actinopteri, Syngnathiformes, Syngnathidae.